AUGGAGCUUGACCUCGCUAUACUAUCGUUAUCCAAGAUGGUGCAAUUACAUGCAUUCACUAUCGAACUAAAAUGCUUGUGCAAUCAAGAACAGCUUCCUAAAACAAGCAAACUCUUAUCUCUAAAUCCUUUUUUAGAUGAGCAUGGAAUCAUUCGCGUGGGCGGUAGGCUCCAGCAUGCUGACUUGCCCUAUUCAGAGAAACACCAGAUUGUGUUACCAGGCAAGCAUCCGUUUACCAAAUUGUUAAUAAAGCACGAGCAUAUCAAGCUUCUUCACGCAGGAGCACAAAUGAUUUUGGCCUCUAUACGCCAAAAAUUCUGGCCGUUGAACGGGAGGAAUAUUGUUCGUCAUAUCAUUAGAACCUGUGUAACAUGCCUCAAGAUGAAUCCUCCAAUGAUCCAGCCCCUUAUGGGCAAUCUACCUAGGCAAAGAGUUCAAGCCGCCAGAGUCUUUGCAAACGUUGGAAUUGAUUUUUGUGGUCCUUUUCAACUACGUGAGAGCAAGCGACGAAACGCAAGGACGGUGAAGUCUUAUGCUGCAAUCUUGAUGUGUUUGGCAACCAAGGCCAUUCACAUUGAAAUAGCAUUUGAUUUGUCAGCCGAAGAAUUCAUACAUACCCUUAAACGCUUCAUUGGACGCAGAGGCAAGCCGAGUCACAUUUUUUCGGACAACGCGACCAACUUCACGGGAGCAAACCGAGAGCUAAGUGAACUACGUGACAUGUUUUUAAAGGAAGAGCCCACGAUAGUGCAAAAAUCAAUUUCUGAUGGCAUUCAGUGGCAUUUUAUACCACCUAGAGCUCCCAAUUUUGGAGGAAUUUGGGAAGCAUCCGUAAGGUCAUUCAAGGCACACUUCAAAAGAGUGGUUGGCACCACUAUAUUAACAAUAGACGAAAUGCAAACGCUCUCAAUACAAAUAGAGGUGAUCCUAAAUUCUCGUCCAAUAACAGCUCUUUCCAAUGAUCCCAAUGACCUGUCCUAUCUCUCUCCUGGGCACUUUCUGAUUGGAGACACCCUUACCGGUAUACCCGAACCAACUUUAACCGAGAUUCAGGAAGGUAGACUAUCCAAGUGGCAGCGAACGGAACAGAUGCGGCAGCAUCUCUGGAAUCGAUGGUCCAAGGACUAUCUCAAUCAGUUGCAACAGCGCACGAAAUAG
Molecule: messenger RNA, 1158 nt
Organism: Mycetomoellerius zeteki
Lineage: Eukaryota; Metazoa; Arthropoda; Insecta; Hymenoptera; Formicidae
Exons: 1
Coding region: 1-1158 (385 amino acids)
Biological process (GO): DNA integration
Molecular function (GO): nucleic acid binding
Source: RefSeq, a predicted model, not a curated record